This is a messenger RNA of Geodia barretti, 779 nucleotides long. Lineage: Eukaryota; Metazoa; Porifera; Demospongiae; Tetractinellida; Geodiidae. The record is from the annotation of a GenBank genome assembly.
AUGCACAUGGCAACUAGAGGAAAGCGAUAUAACGAGGCGGUCGGACUGUUGGAUCAGGAGGCGAGGUACGCUCCACCGGAAGCCAUCGAGUUAACCAAACAGACGGCCAAUGCUAAGUUCGAUGAGACCAUAGAGUUGCAUCUCCGUACCGGAGCCGACCCUCGCUAUGCUGAUCAGAUGGUGCGCGGUGUUGCCGUUCUGCCUCAUGGAGUCGGCAAGCCUGUGCGAGUACUGGUGUUCUGCCAGGGCGAGGCUGAGACCAUCGCUCGAGAUGCCGGUGCGGACUACGUCGGCAGCGACGAGUUGAUCCGCGAGAUCGAAAACGGUUUCUUGGGUUUUGACGUUUCCAUCGCGACGCCUGAUAUGAUGGGCCGUGUCGGCCGACUCGGCCGAAUCCUCGGUCGCCGAGGCUUGAUGCCCAAUCCCAGGAUCGGGACGGUGGUGCAGCAGGACGGCAUCCCGCAGUCCAUCUCAGACGCAAAGAAGGGCAGGGUGGAGUUCCGUCUCGACAGAACAGGCCUGAUACAUGUGCCGAUUGGCAAGGCCAGUUUUGAUGACGACAGGCUGAUGGACAAUCUCGUGACCCUAGUCGACAACAUAAUACGUGCAAGGCCCAGCGGCGUGAAAGGACAGUACAUCCGGGCGGCGUACCUCACUGCUACUAUGGGGCCGAGCGUACCCAUGGACGUUGAUAGACUGUCUGACCUUCGUAUAGAAUAGACUCAAUCGCCAGAGACAGCGGGUUCCCCCGAGGGACGAAGAUUCCAGCCCGCCGAGGC